Spirodela intermedia is the source of this 5333-nucleotide messenger RNA. Lineage: Eukaryota; Viridiplantae; Streptophyta; Magnoliopsida; Alismatales; Araceae. The record is from the annotation of a GenBank genome assembly.
AUGGCGGAGGGAGUGGCGGAUCGCGUGAAGGAGCACUUUGAGGAGGUGAAAGAGAACUGGCGGCGGAAUCUCGCUUGUCUGGACUACUUCAAGAAGGUUUUAGGGCGUGAUGAUCCUCUUCCCGCCUGGACCGACGCCGACAUCGAGGAGUUCAUUGCCUCCGAUCCCGUCUAUGGCCCCCAGGUCACUCUCCUUCAUCUUGGCCCGUCGAUUCCUUACACCACGUGCCGCACUAUGAUCCGUUUUUUCGACUGUUACAUUUGUCACUUAUUAUCUCGGCAAAGGUCAUGCUGUGUGUUUGAAUUGGGUCUGCACGCCGUGUGAUGUUUGCAAAAAUGUUUUGCCUGUCUAGCUGAUAUUUUGCUUACCAUCACGGCAAGGAUCAGGGGGCGACUCUGCCAACUUUCCCCUUUUUAUUUUGAUGGAUGGAUUUCCAGACUGUGCAUGCAUGGUGCUCGCAAAAUGCCUACGCCGUGGAAAAAGGCGAAAGAAGCAGCGAACAUCCUAUCCUCGUUGCCAAUAUCAGCCUACGGGAAUAGAAUUCACGCUGUCACUGACAAAUGAUUUUUAUUUUUCACUCAUUCUUCUUACAAAAGUUGUUCGGAGAUUUUACUGGUACUGGCAAUGUUACGUCGAUAAGUUUCGAGAAACGGUAAAACUGAAUUUGGAUGCUCUCAACGUGUCAAGAGAAGGUGUUGAUAUGAUGAUGAAAUUGGUACGCACCCUGGCAUUCUACCAAGAUGUAUGUCUGAUGAUGAUGACAUUGUUGUAUUUUACUCACAAUAAAGUAUAUGCUUAUUGCCAGGCAUAAGGAAACCAUAUAGAGUCAGUUCUACCUCCAUUCUUACCGUUGUUGUAUUUUAAAAAUUCUUUAGGUAGCGUUUGUGCUCCUACCAACAUUUCUUCCUUGAAAAAAUAUAUUUCAUUCUCAGUUCUGACUAAAAUCCACUCGGUCUUUGAAUACGAAUCCAUAUACUUACCUAGAUGAGCAUAGCGCAAUCCUAUCUCCAGGAUGAAUCUUUUAGCUGCCAUCUCAUGAUUGUUGGUUUUAAAGUGAUAAGUCUGCAUUUUCUUUUUGAGUCGUUGUGUCAUUUUUGGUUCGCAUGGCCAGGUUGUUUUUGAAUAAAUGAUAAUCUGGUUAUGUCAGACAUAUAGAGAGCCAUUCUGUGCAAGCAAUCUUUCAAACAAUUGGUACUGCAUAGCCAUUUGGUGGAAUGAAUAUGACAGGGUUGGGAAAUAGCUCGAGAAGUUGAUUGUGAACAGGAGGUUCAGAGUUGGAAAAGAAAACAGACCUUUGAAACAUUUGAAAAUUUUCUGUAGUAAGAUGCUUAAACAUCGUGUUUCUUGUGGAUAUAAUCAGUCUAAGCAUCCCUGAUGACCAAUGUUUCUUUUCUUGCCUUUUGUUAAUCUUUGGCUAUGUAUUCAAUGUUAAAUCCCAUGGUUAGUGAUCAUAGAGUAUGGCUAUGGUUUAAGUUAUUGCCCAUUCAACAUUAUUUUUCCUCUCAACGUAAGAAUCAAACCAUUACUUCAUUGAAAUAUUUGGUCGAUAGGCAAUGAUGAUUAAACUGUGCCAACUUUUCUGGUUGCGUGGACAAUGCAAGAAAAUAAAGUGUGGCCGGGUUGGAGUGUAAUCGGACUCUAGGUAGUCUAAACAUUGUAUAAUUAUUUGAGUUAUGGAGAAUAAUCUAUAACAUAGGCUUGAGUUGAUAUGCCAGCGGUCUGAUCGGAUAUGCACAGUGGAUCUCAUUAGAGCAUAGUAAAUGCUUGCGGAAAACCCAGAUACAUACAUACAUACGUCUAUAUGUACGUAUGUAUGUAUAUACGUAUGAUAUGUGUAUAUUUUGCGUCUUUUUCAAACAAUCUUUUCCCUUUCGUUUUCCUUGAUACUGUGUGAUUAUCAGCCAUCAGUUAUUUCUUUCAAGUCAGAUGGAAUCAGGACUUCUUUUUGGGGAAGAUUACCAUGACUGGUUUGUCUUUGAAUUUGACUAAUACCCAAGGUUGAUAUCCAUACCAUCCUAGAAAUAUCGGGCUUCUAGCUUAGUUUAUAUCACAUUGGUGUUAUAGUGAACACUCGUGUGUACUCUUUUCGAGCUUAUUUAUUUCUGAUCCUUUAUAAAUUGAACAGGUUUGGUCAAUAUUCAUAUUUUUAUACACUUUUUGAUUUGGUGUAUACAAGUUUGGUAUCCACUUUUUUAUUUGGUGAUAUAUACAUUUCCUAGACGCAAGUAUUAAAUAUCAGCUUAAAUUUUAUCACCAUUAAGAGUCAGUGGAUAUAUUUACCUGCUCUGUUUACUUUGCUAAUGCUCAAGUUGUAAAGACUGAAAAGUCUUUCCCUUUAUGUCAUCAUCCAUUGAUGAAACUUCUACAGAAUUAUUCCCACUGUGAUUAUUUCUUUCUGCCAAGGGUACACGGUUCCUUAUGGCUUGCCAUUUUCAUGUUAUUUCCUCUUAAAAUAUUUUUACGUGUACUUUGAACCCAAUAUCUCUAUUGUUUCUAAUUUCUCGUAAGAGAGAUCUAAAAUCAAGGGUUCAUUUAUGCUUAUUCUUUUUUCCCCUCUCACUUUUGGUAACCUUUUUUUCUCUGGUAUAGUGUUUGUUCUCUGGGUCUGGUGACAUGGAUGUGGAAAUGUGUUCGUUUUGCAGUUAAAAACUACAAUGAAAUCAAAGAAGUUUGGGGCUGUUGGGGCACUUCUUGGGGCUGCACAUUUAUCAGGAGUUGCCUUGAAAUAUUCAAAGAGCCCACAUGGUAUUAUUCAGUCUGCUUUCUCAUCUUGCCCACAAGAAACGUAAUUACUUAUGCAGGAUUGGAUGUACCUUUUGCUUCUGAAACUUUUUGAAGCAUUAAAGGCUAAAAUUGAUACCAUGUAGACAUUUUGCUGGUACUCGCUUCUUCAGGAGUUAUACUUGUGUGGAUAAUGUUUAAAAACAAAUUACGAGUGAAACCAAACGAUUUUUCAUUAACCCUAAAUGAGUGAGGUUUAAUAAGUUUUGCAUCAGAUGGCGAUGAUAAACUCGCUAGGUUUUGUAUUUCUGACAAAUACGCUUCUAUGUCUUAAGUAGCUCUUGUAGGUAUGAAUUCUUUUAAAGAUGAAACUUCCUGAACGAUUCUUAUUUAAACAUUCGUACCGCAAGCUGAUGACACACGAGGUGCUAUUUUGAUGUUGACCAUCAAAUGCAGAAACUACAAACCAAAACUGUUGCGGUCCUGUUUACAGGAAUGUUUUCUAUGUCAGUUCCACACAACAUCACUGACUUGUUCACUCAUUGAGAAAUCUUUUCUUUCACAAGGAUUGGUUAUACGCUGUUAUUUACACAGGCACUAACUUCCCAGUUAUGUAUUACCUAUGAUUUCAUGCCAGAUUGACAUGAAGUCAGCAUUGAACUCCCUAUUAUCUGAUUAUUUGGUGUUUAGAGCUCCAAUUCUCUCUUUUCGUCUCCGCUACUUUGGCUGCUGUGCUGGUAUGUCAUUGCCAGCAUUUUGGUCACGUGCCUUGAAGUCAGUUUUCUCCAAAUAGGUUUUUCAUUAAAAAUGUUAGUACAUCCACUACCUGAUAGUUCUAACUGAUUCUCAGUUUUAAUAUUUUGAACCUGGUGAGCCUUCUCCUUUCCAACCACAAUGUUCACAAUCUGUUGGUCAGUUAGAGACCUGUAAAUUUUUUGAUCAGUGAUGUUGCAUAAUGUUGCGACAGGAUCAACUUGUUGAUCUAUUCUCUCCCUGUAAACGAAGAAAACAGACUCGGUCCAAACCAGGUCUAUUUGCUUCCCACAUCCAGUUAUUUUCAUCAAAGAAAGGUGUAGUUUCAAAAAAUGUGUUAUAUUUGUCCCGACCUUUUCCUAUUCUCUACGUCAUAAGUGAUUCUUUUGAAUUUGACUUUUCUUCUAUCUGCAUUGCACUUGUGCUAGGUAACUUCAUUGGUUCUGCCUUAUAUUUUCUGGUGUGUUCUUUUCUGACCAUUGGAUUCGGAUCUGGGGACUACUGUGACGUUAAUCAGUAUUUAUUUCUUAUAGAAAUCUCUCAAUAUCAUCGUUAUGUUGAUUUGGAACUACCAAAAUGUAGUGUCCAGACAAGUAGGACGCAGAAUUCUGAAUAUUCCUGGUUCUUUAAAAACAUGGCUACCAAACACGGAUUACGUUAAUACAUAUACGAUGGAAUUCUGAAUAUGAAUGUUCUGUUCCAGACGAAAACUUUUGGUAAGAUGGGAUUCUUAAAUUUAUCUUGUCUCUUUUUAUUUUUUAAAACUUGGUAGUGACAUUUUUCAAUUCGUGAUGCGUUCACUAAAAUUAUUUUGAUGUCGGCCAAUAUGAUUCUUGUGAUUGUGAUAAGAACCUAGAUCAAAGAACUACGAAUAAUUCGUAUUAGAUGAAAGAAACAAUCUCUAGAACAGAAAUACCAAAGAUAAAACACAGUAAAAGAACCCAGAACUGAUAGAGAGUCGCAUACAACCCUAGAACCCAGAAUAGAUGGAGGGUCGCAUACAACCCUCCAACCCUUUCUUUUAGCUGCGCGAGAUACUAACUCCGAUUUCUCCUUCCUCUCCUUCCUGAUCCGCCCCUCUUUAUAUCCUCUCCUUUCCCUCUCUUAUUUAGGCAGUUAGUCUCCUGUGAUAACUGCUCUUGCCAUAACCGCUCGUUGUCAUAACUGCUCCUUGUCAUAUUGCUCCUUGCCGUAACAGUGACUUCUUAACAAUGCUAACCGUUAUUGACUUAUUAGGUUUUGGGCCUUCUUCCUUCUAGAAUAUGUGCGUGGAGCUUUAUCAGAUUGCUUUGGUAUCUUGUUAAUGUUGUUGUUACUCCCUUCAAGCUAGAACUUCCCUAUACCCACUUAACAGGCCCUUUUCUGAGCUAUGGAAACCUGAUGUGCAUUUCCAAAUAAGUUUGUCGUGUGAUUUCAUGACCUCUUCAGACUGUUCUGGACUUCCUCCCCAAUCCUGGUACUUUAAUCAAUAAAAUUGAUUAUUACUGAUUGGAUGAGUCGAAUCUCUACAACGAAAUUUUACUUGUGAUGGAUCCAAGUGUGAUGGAUAUUUCACUAAAAUUGAUUAUUAUUUGAUUUGAUGAGUCAUAAUCUCUACAACGAAAUUUUACUUGUGAUGGAUCCAAGUGCGAUGGAUAUUUUACCCCCCCACCCCCGAUAAAACUCUGAAGAUUAAUAUCACAUUGAUCGGCCAAACGCCAGGUGUUGUCUUGGCUGGUGCAUUUGGGGCAGCCUGUGGCCUGAAUUUUGGAAUGGAAGUUGCUAAUCACUGGUACCAGCUGUACAAGAUCAAGCCUGGAGAUGCUCAUCUCAGGUUUCUCUACUGGUGGGAGGACAAAACUGUACACAGGGAGCUCUAG